AUUUAUUUACAACUUCAGUAACUCGUUUGCGACUUAGCGUAGCGUUCGUGUAACGUGUUGCCAUUCAUGUAUCCUCCAGUAAAGUUUUUUAUUUAAUUUACAAAGUUCUUUCGAUUUAAUUGAAAGUCCUAUACACACAUACACAUCGGAAAUUAUUAUUGUAUUUAACUGUCUAUAUUUUAAGUGAAAAAUGUCGAGUUUUAAGCAAACGCCAUUAACCUGCAGCGGACACACCAGGCCAGUCGUACACUUGGAUUUCAGCGACAACACAGACUAUGGAUAUUUCUUAAUAUCUGCGUGCAAAGAUGGAAAACCCAUGUUGAGACAAGGAGAUACUGGUGAUUGGAUUGGUACGUUUGAAGGCCACAAAGGUGCUGUUUGGGGGGUAGCCUUGAACAAAGAAGCGACAGUAGCUGCAAGUGGUGCUGCAGAUUUUGAAGCUAAGGUAUGAAUACUAUUUUUUAAUGAAAUAAAUAACUAGUUUCAGCCUUGAGUUUAACUUCCUUGUAUGUUAUUGUUUAUUUGCUUCCUA
Messenger RNA from Acyrthosiphon pisum (pea aphid), 532 nucleotides. RefSeq names its product serine-threonine kinase receptor-associated protein-like. The coding region runs from base 191 to 451 and encodes 86 amino acids. Gene Ontology annotation, biological process: spliceosomal snRNP assembly. Gene Ontology annotation, cellular component: SMN complex. The transcript is spliced from 2 exons. NCBI's taxonomy places the organism in Eukaryota, Metazoa, Arthropoda, Insecta, Hemiptera, Aphididae. Gene Ontology annotation, molecular function: protein binding; RNA binding. The record is from RefSeq and is a predicted model, not a curated record.